Messenger RNA from Suillus subalutaceus, 1848 nucleotides. RefSeq lists its product as uncharacterized. The coding region runs from base 1 to 1848 and encodes 615 amino acids. NCBI's taxonomy places the organism in Eukaryota, Fungi, Basidiomycota, Agaricomycetes, Boletales, Suillaceae. The record is from RefSeq and is a predicted model, not a curated record. The transcript is spliced from 15 exons.
AUGCCCCACAACAAAGGAAAAACGGUCGGAAAGAUGGACAGGGUUGCAAAGAAUCUCAGUCGCCUUGAGACUGAGCUUCGUCAUGUACAACGAAACGAUAAUUGUGGAAGGCUCGGCCCCACUGGGCAUGCGAAGAAGCUAAUUGACAAGCCCAAGGGUCAGGCAGGGAGAUCAGAGCUAAAAGGAGGGUAUAAUCUUCAACAAGCAAUGGGAUUGGCCGGUGACAACCGGAAAUAUAAUGCGUUUAGAAUGAUCGCACGGCGAUAUACGAAUCGAUACCUCGACACGGAGAAAACUCUCAAAGAGCAGGACAAACUCACUGUCACACUCCUUUUAUCAUAUGCACAGCGCAAACACCAGUUUCUGGCAAAGUUCUGUGAUAAUUGGCCAUUCAAUGACUUUGUGGCUAGUUAUCUUCGCAAUCAUGUCCAAUACACAAAGAAGCAUGCAAGUGAGGACGACUCAGAGACAGAUGACUCAGAUCUCAGUGACGGGGAACUUGAUGACAUGCUUAAUGAUGGUGACAAUACUUCAACCUCAACUUCACGACAAAAACGACACCAGCGCAUACAUGAUUCAGAUGAUUCAGGGACUGACGAGGAGCACAACUCACGACCUCAAAAAAAACUCAAGUUCGCACAUGUGUCUAUUCCUGCUCGUGCAAAGCCAGCUCCAGCACCUCGCAUAAAGCCAGCUCCGAAGUCAAGGAUGACCCAGGCUCCUUCUCAGCCAUCUAGACCUGCCGCUGCCCACUCCAACCCGUCCAGACCCACCACCUGCCACCAAGUCGAAGCCAAUAUCCUCAUCAGACACAUGCACCACGAAGGUUGCAACAGAAGCACUCGUGCCAAGACCAAGCCUAAACCACUGGCAACUGAAGCCUCUGCGGCACAUCUCAAGAUUGACACUGCCAUCAAUGAUGAUGAUGACACUUAUGAGUUUGCUGACCUCCCCUUGGUCUGUCCGAACGAUAACUGCAGGGAUCUUGUGCCGGCAGACCCCAAUAUUGAGCUGAGGGUCUACUGGCUGGAGCUCGAGAUAUGCGCAGCACUUCGACAACUGCGUGAAGAAAAGCUCAAUAUUCAAUGCGCCAAAGCACGAGGAUGGCCAACUAUCAUCACCUGGGAGACCGUCUCAGAUCGAGUCUGCAAAGUGACUCCGCCGAACGAGAAUUUUCCAAGCUGGCCAUCACUAGCAGACAGCGCAUACCAGGCAAUGGUUACAAAUCACGCUCGUCCUGGAUACUACGGGGAGAAAGGAAAAGCGAUAAUCCAGUCUGCGAUAUUUUCCAUGUUCGACCAUGAACAGAUUUCCAAUGAGGCCUUCGCUCCCCUUGACUUCAAGGUCUAUAUCGAAUACUACCUCAUACCUUGGGUCGCUAUCCACUUAAUAUCGAAGGACCUUGAAUGCAGUCUAGAAGAGGCAUAUGAAGAGAUGAUUGCUAGCGCUGAUUCAGGUGUUUCUUUGCAUCCAAUGACCGAAGAAGACUCACGCAUUGAAAGAAUUACACGCCAACACUGUGUAAUGGCUGCCGAGAAACGGGUUGAGAAGGUCGAGCGCUUCCGCAAGGAGAUGAAUGAUGAAAUCGAGAAGGGAAAGGAGGAACAGAGGAUGCAUGACGAUUUAGCUGCAAAGAUUGCUGCCAAGCGCGCACGCAAAGUGCCUGUUGCUUCCAAAUCGCAACCAACAGCGGGUCCUUCAAAAUUUCCUGGAUCAUAUGAUGAUGCAGCAUAUGAAGACGACGACGAAUCAGAGCUCUCUGAACUGCCUGAGAGCAUCCAGGUUACCCCGGUACCACAGCCUAAACCUUCACGUGCACGACCAGCAAGGCGAAGGUCACGCAGAUGA